Molecule: messenger RNA, 7468 nt
Organism: Malaclemys terrapin pileata
Lineage: Eukaryota; Metazoa; Chordata; Testudines; Emydidae
Gene: MIGA2
Product: mitoguardin 2
Exons: 16
Coding region: 197-1969 (590 amino acids)
Biological process (GO): mitochondrial fusion
Source: RefSeq, a predicted model, not a curated record
CGCAGGGGAAGGAGACGCUGCCCUUCCGAAGCCAUGGGAUGUGCCUGGAGAGAAAAUUCACAAUUGGAGACCGAUUCUGGAAUCCCAAGGCACAUUUUGAAACAAAGUUGGAUUUCUUUGUGAACUCUCUGAGCAGUUCCCAUAAGUGUCCUUCCCACACGCUGACUCCUGUGCGUAUUCUGAGCCUCAUUCAGACAUGGCCUUUCAGAGAACGGAGGGAAUGUCCAUCAUCCAGGCCUUGGCAAUGACAGUGGCAGAAAUCCCUGUGUUUCUUUACACGACAUUUGGGCAGUCUGUCUUCUCUCAGCUGAGACUCUCCCCAGGCCUGAGGAAGGUGCUGUUUGCUACAGCUCUUGGGACAGUUGCCUUAGCUCUUGCCGCGCACCAGCUGAAGCGGCGUCGACGUCGAAAGAGACAGAUCACCCCAGAAAAGUGUGGCAUUAAGCCUGGAGGAGUCCCUGCCCCCUCUUUACCAACCAAGAAGGUCCCUUCAGUGAAAAAAGGAUACUCCAACAAGAGAGUACAAAGUCCUAGCAGCAAGAGCAAUGACACACUCAGCGGGAUUUCCUCCAUUGAGCCAAGCAAGCAUUCCUGCUCCUCCCACAGCCUAGCCUCGAUAGUGGCUGUGAACUCUUCCAGCCCAACACCAGCAUCUGCAGGGCCCUGGGAGACGAGAGCGAUGGAAGAUCCUGGAGCAACUGGCGACUCUAGUGCUGAAAACCUCUAUAUUCAAGGGAUGGAGCUAUUUGAGGAGGCGCUGCAGAAGUGGGAGCAGGCAUUGACCGUAAGGCAGAGAAACAGCACUAGCACUCCAGUUUCUUGGGACAACACAAAACAUGAAGAAACUAUGUCUGAGGAGUUGCCUGAGCAGGAGUCCCAGAAAAAGGAGUUUGCAGAGAAGCUUGAAUCUCUCUUGCACCAGGCAUAUCACCUUCAGGAAGAAUUUGGGUCAACGCUCCCUUCCGACAGCAUGCUGCUAGACCUGGAGAGAACUCUCAUGCUUCCCCUGACAGAUGGGUCACUGAGACUUCGGACAGAUGAUGAAGACAGUUUGACUUCUGAGGACUCCUUCUUUUCUGCUGCAGAGCUCAUUGACUCCCUCCAGAUUGGGAAAAUACCUUUUCAACUUUCCAAGCCAGCAGCUGCAUACGAAGAAGCUCUACAGUUGGUGAAAGAAGGGAGCGUUUCAUGCAGAACACUAAGGACAGAGCUUCUAGGCUGCUACCAUGAUCAGGAUUUCCUGGCAAAGCUCCACUGUGUCAGGCAGGCCUUCCAGGCCCUUCUGCAGGAUGAGAGCAACCAGUUGUUUUUUGGAGAGGUUGGAAAGCAGAUGGUGACAGGACUAAUGACAAAGGCUGAGAAGAACCCCAAAGGUUUUCUGGCAAGCUAUGAGGAGAUGCUACAUUACGCACUGAAGCAAGAUACCUGGCCAACCACUCAGCGGGAGCUGGAAGGACGAGGGGUGGUGUGCAUGAAUUUCUUUGAUAUUGUGCUGGACUUCAUUCUCAUGGAUGCUUUUGAGGACCUAGAGAACCCUCCCUCCUCUGUCCUAGCCGUCCUGCGCAACCGCUGGCUCUCAGACAGCUUCAAGGAGACGGCCCUAGCAACUGCCUGCUGGUCAGUUCUGAAAGCAAAGAGGAGGCUUCUAAUGGUACCAGAUGGCUUUAUCUCUCAUUUCUACUCCGUAUCGGAGCACGUCAGUCCUGUUCUAGCCUUUGGUUUUCUGGGGCCCAAACAGCAGCUGUCUGAGGUCUGUGGUUUCUUCAAGCACCAGAUAGUGCAAUAUUUGAAGGACAUGUUUGACCUGGACAAUGUGAGAUACACAACAGUGCAAUUGCUGGCAGAAGACAUUCUGCAGCUGUCACGACGGCGCAGUGAGAUCCUCCUGGGAUAUUUGGGUAGUGAGACGACCCCAGAGAUGAAUGGGACACUGUCCAGUGAAAAUGGACCCCUGGAGGAGCUCAACUAAUAUUCAAUUAUGGGAGAAAAUUCAUUUUCUUAAGAGACCUUUUUCUAAGAGGUAGCUACACCACCUGUUGUGGUGAUCAGUGGCAACAAAACUAAUUCAUCCCCUGGCAUCACUGGAUCUGCCAAGAAUUACUACAUUUUAUAGCCAGUAGUGUUGGCUGGAAUAGCUCCAGGACCACUCACAGGCUUAUGAUUUGAACUCCCUCUUGUCUAUACCACCUCUUCUAUUUUUUUUUUUUUAAAUUUCUUUUAGUUGUGACAUAAACUGCCUGGGCCCAAGAUCCUACCCUCCUGCAUUGCAAGGGACAGCAGACAAGCACCUUCCCUCCACUAUGUGUUCUCUGGGAGCAGAUCCCUGAUACUUGCAGGGAGUGGGUGGGUAGGUAAAAUGGUGACAGAUUCUCGCCUUGGCUCUUACCUCCUCUUUGAUUGAGAAGGUAUUUUUAAAAGUGACUUCUCUGCCAUGUCUCUGUGGACAUUACUGCUGAUUUUAACUUAUACGUUUUAUGGUAUCCAAUGCUACUUUCAGAUAUGAUGGAGAGGAAGAGAAAUAAUUGUUUCCUGUGGGGAGGAAAAAUGCUUCUGUAAAGCACUGAAGACUAAAGAAUGGAAGUAAAAUGCAGAUUUUGUAAUGACAGACGCUGGAAGGGAGUUUGUCCUUCAUCCUAUGUGUUGUUUCUUUUGUAAACUAAACCCUUUCACUGGGGUUCUUGUUGAGAUACCAUUGCAGCCUAUAAUAGGCAGACUGAGAAUGGUGGUUGUAGGAAGGGAUUGGACUUGUAUCCUGAUUAUGCAUGCAUUAAUACUUCCUCCAGUAUACAUCAGAGUGCCUUGCUGUAUUUCAGAAUUAGCCAAUAAUAGUUUCUCUCACUGGACAGGUAUCACAGAGUAUGAAAUACACAGGUGGAGGAAGGAUGUGUAAGAUGGCGCUUACUGCUGUUACUUGUAAAUGAGCAGAGUGGGAGUUUAAAUAUGAAAUGCAGAUGGUAUUAUAUGGUGCAGUUAUUUAAAGAGCUGGGAUUCUGGGUGAAGCUGCUGGAGGGAAGCUCUUAAAUCUCUAAAAGGCAACAGGGUCCUGUGGAUUCUUAAAUCUCUAGUUUCACCACAUUAAACAAUGUAGUGUUUUUUACAGUUCUCUAUGGAAUGUAUAUAUACAUUUGUUAUAAAGACAGACAUUCAGAAGUGCUCUCCUGCUGGAGUGAAAUUGUUGACCAUUAACUGUCAGAAGCCUUAUGAUUGAGGUUAAAAUGUGGCUCCUGCUGGUGAUGCAGGGGGUUGGACAUUAGUAUAGCAGCAUUCAGGUAACUUGGAUUUGAGAUUCUCACAGUUCUUGCUGGGAAGGGUUGCAGAUGAUGCUCUCAAUAUGCUGCCACCUCCUACUAUAAAGCCACAAGUGAAGUCUCAGGAGGCUACCACACAUCUCUUGGUUUGCCUAGGUUUAGUUCAAGUCAAAGAUAGUGGCCUCAAAGAGAGGACAUAUCCAAGAGUGGAAAACCAGACACCAUAACAAGAGUAUUGAUGCAAAUAGGGUUCAGCUUUUACAAUGAUCUGCUUUUCCAGUUCUGCUCCAGGGAAAGGUUGGCUCCUUUUAGUUCAGGAGCUUCAGGAGCCUUGUCUGGCUGUGUUUUGCAAAUGAUGAGAAUACAAAGAUCUUAUAGAAGUUGGAGUGAGUGAACUGAGAAAGUUGUGAAUUAUUCCAGUCCUUUCUAUUUCCUGGGCUAUAGUCAGAGAUUCUUCUGCAAAGACAUCUGUGACACAGUUUCUAAUAGUAAAAGCAGACAGAAAAUAAGCAGAAGAGAGUAUGAGAGAGGAUAUGAAAUGAGGAGAUAUGGUGUUCCCAGACCCUUGCAAAAAGCCAAGUGUAAUACUCAUGUAGCAUUAUGAUCAUGAUACUCCACAAGUGCAAGAAAGAAAAACGGUGUGCCUCAAAGACCUGACAAACAUAAUAUACAAAGACAAUUGUUUAGGAAUGAGAAAGUGAGAAGCAACAAAUUUUAGUGAGGCCUGGUCUGCAUCUAAAAAUUAGACUGACCUAGCUACAUCUCUCAGGCUGUGAAAAAUGUUAUGCCCAGUGCAACAUAGUGAGGUCAAGCUAACCCACACUAUAGAUGGUAGAUAGGUCAACAGAAGAAUUCUAGCUGCAUCUCUCAGAGGUGCACAAACUGCAUCAACACAAAAACCUCUUUUUUUUUCAAUGUAGGAAGACAUCUACAAUACAGCAGCACAGCUGUGGACAUUGGUGAAGGCAUACCUUAGGCUUAAUGAAACAAGGGCUUUUGAUUUGAGAGAUGGCAAUUGACCCCAGGAAAGCUCUUCCAAGCAUGCUGGUAGGAACCAGUCAACAGUUAGAAAAGAAACAGAGGAUGCUGGCAGCCUUUCAUACCCAUACUGAUCAGAAUUAAAAUGUAGGUUGAAUUCCGAAAGCAAGUUACUUUGACCAAAAAAAAUUUGUUACACCAUUUUGUGCCCUUGCAUGGCUAUUUUGGAUGAAAGAUGAACUCCAGCAGCUUUGUAGUAGUUGAAAAGAUGCUAAUGAAUGUGAAGACAAAUAGAAUAAGGAAGAAUAAUUGAAAUUCUAAAGAAUUGAUGCUAUUCACUUUAGGUUUUUAGAGUUUUUGUUGUCUGUGUAUUUGCUGCUUUGAGUGUCUUUACCUGAAUGAAGAUGAGUGGAUCAGAAGCAACCCAUCUGGCACAUGGGUAAGAAUAUUAGCUCUGACUUUCAAAUCCUCAUGGGAGAGACUAAAAUUGGUGGUGGGUGGGGGGAGGGGGGUUUUAUAAAGCACCACCCUAUACUUGUACAGUCCUCCUUAAGCUAGGAAAAGUUAAUUCCUAAUCAGUCAACAGAAGGUGGGGGGUAGGAAAUGAUCCCUUUACUCCCCUACUCAUAAUCAGAUGCGCUGUCCUUUGGAUGAAGGCAAAGAAUUCCUCUUCAAGGGUGAUUGUGGCUGGUAAUGCAACUUGAUGUAAUAGUAUUUAUUUUUGUUUCUCUUCUCUUCUCUCUUUCCCCCCCUCCAUCUCUUUCCCCCCCCCCCCUCCCCCCAAAUACUGACCUGUUCCAUGCACACAACAAAGUCUGGGCCUACUGAUAUGAUCUGCCUCUUUCUCUAAUAGGGGAGGUAGAUCUUUAAAAAACAAAACAAAACAAAAAAACAAACCCCAUUCCAUCCCCCCACCAAAAAGCCCCCCAGAACAAAACAAACCUGAUGCAACCUAUGAGGGGAUUAUAGCCUCAAGAAUAUUAUUCAAAAUAGUUAAAUCCAAAGGAGAUAUUCUUCCAGGAGUAACCAGCACUGAUCUACAGUCGGUGGAUAAAAAUGGUAUGCUGCUUUGGAUAUAAACCUCUGAAGGGAUUCAGGGCUGCCCUUAUUGACCUCAAUGCAGUGCUGAUUUGGGCCCAAAAGAAAGAUAAUGUGAUUUGUAUCACUUCUCAAGUUGCAAGACCUUAUCAGGACCUGUCUGUUUUUAUAUUUUAAAUAUUUUUUGGAGUGGCACAGGGCUCUAUUUGUAAAUGCACAACUGAGCUAGUUGCCAUAGAAUCUACUUUGCACUAGUACAUUCUGUGAUUGUACAUUUUGUGAUUGUGAAAUUUCACCAUAUGCUGUGUGUGUGAAAGUCCAACAGAUGAAGCACCCACCUUACUACAUGCCUGUAUGGAGAGUUUCUAAGGGAUUCAGUUUUGUGAAGGGGAGGCGGGCGUGAGGAUUAUGAAUAAACAACCUUCUACCCUCCAGCUCAGUGAGAGAUCUAACAGAAAAUAUUUCCUAGCACUUUGUAUUUAGAGCAAAAGAUACUUUAGUAUUAAUAGCAAGUGAAACAUAUUUGGUUAGACUCUAGAGCAGGGGUGGGCAAACUAUGGCCGGGGGCCCGCAUCCAGCCCUUCAGAUGUUUUAAUCCGGCCCUCGAGCUCCUGCCAGGGAGCGGGGACGGAGGCUUUCUCUACGGGGCUCCAGUCCGCAUGGUGCCCCCGCCUCAAGAGCCGCCCCCACAGCUCCUAUUGGCCAGCAAACAAGGCCACUGGAGCUGCAGGGGCAGCGCCUGCGGACAGGGCAGCGUGCAGAUCCGCCUGGCCUCCGCGUAGGAGCCAGAGGGGGGACAUGCUGCUGCUGCUUCUGGGAGCUGCUUGAAGUAAGCACCCCCUGGAGCCUGCACCCCUGACCUCCUCCAGCGCCCCAGCCCUGAUCCCCCCCUCCUGCCCUCUGAACCCCUCGGUCCUACCUUCCUGCUCCCCAGAGCCCGCACCUCCAGCAGGAGCCCUCCCGCACCCCAAUCUCCAAUUUCAUGAGCAUUCAUGGCCCACCAUACAAUUUCCAUACCCAGAUGUGGCCCUCGGGCCAAAAAGUUUGCCCACCCCGCUCUAGAGAUAGGUGGUGUUAGCAUUUUUUAUAACAAGCCCUUAUUUUCAAGGGGUUAUAACAUCUCUUAAAUACAUCAAUCUGGGCUAAAAUGUACCAGGUUUUAGCCUUGAGGGAAUUUUUUUAAAAACAUGACUUGGGCAUUAUAAAAAUAAAAACCUGAUGCUUAAACUCAGCACUCCAAACAUGCAUGAUUAUAUUUCCUUCUUAAACUGAACUUUGACCUCAGUUAAUCUGAAGCGGGAGUUGUUGUGAUGAGCUUCACUAAGUGGCUAAUGUGCCCAUGCACUACUUUAAUAAAUUUAGAGAAUAGACUAGAGCAGUGAUUCUCAAACUGUGGGUCACAACCCCAUUUUAAUGGGAUCACUAGGGCUGGUGUUAGAUUUGCUGGGGCUUGGGGCCAAAGCCCAAGCCCCACUGUGCUGGGUGGCAGGGCUCGGGCUUCAGCUCUGGGCGGUAGGGCUCAGGCUGCGGUCCCCCCUCCUGAGGUCAAGUAGUAAUUUUUGUGAUCAGAAGGGGGUCGCGAUGCAAUGAAGUUUGAGACCUCCUGGACUAAAGUAUGUCUACACGGCAAUUAAACACCCACAGCUGGCCCAUGUCAGCUGACUCGGGCUCAGGCUCUGGGGCUGGAAAAGUCUCAGAGCCUGGGCUGGAGGCUAAGCCCGAAUGUCUACAACCCAAUUAAAUAGCCCCAUAGCCUGAGUGCUGCAAGCGAGAGUCAGCAGACAAUGGCCAGCCAUUGGUGUUUAAAUGCAGUACAGACAUGCUCUAAACAGGUCUGUUAGGCAAAUACUUUUUUUUUAAAUCACAAAUGUAUGAAAUUAAAGAAGAGAAAAACCUGCUUCAAAAUAUCAGAGUUCAGAAUGGCUUUGAAGAUGAGCAUGACCCACACAUUCAUGACAAAGGAGAGAGGAUGUGAAAUUCUGCUUUCCCUUAACCCUUUUCAGUGGGACAUUCCUCUGCCACACCUGACACUAAAGAAUGUAACCUUGUGCCUGUGGCUCCUCCCCCCCCCCUUUAUUUCCUGAUGUGUAAAGAUUCAUCUGUCCUUGCUCUCCCUUCCCCUCCUUCCCCCAGCUACAACUUUUAUAUCUGUUUUGGAUGUGGCAUUAAAUGCAAGUCAAAUAAAUCUUUCCUUCAUUAUAUAA